UUGUUUUGUAUUCAAUAUUUAUGGUAUGCAAGUGUAAAAUCACCCAAUCUAGUUGGUCACAUGACAUCCAUCAAACAUGUAGUGGAACAUCAUGUGUUAUGUGUUUUGUAAACAGUUUAAAGGCUGGUGCAAGUCAUUCACAAAAACAGAACUAUAUUUGACCAUAGCUCAGGGGAUCCUUCUUGGCGGGUUUAUUGCAUUUCUAACUUUUCUGAUUUUACAUUUAAUUGCUUGUCAUAGGAAGGAAUUACAGCAAUAUUCUUUACCAACCAAUGUUAGUAAUGAAACUACAGAGUCAUCAGUGACAACUCAAACUUCUAUGACAAUAUCAAUGAGAGAUACAUUGCCCCAAAAUGUACAAUGCACUUGGGAUCCUUCGCACAAAACUGAAACUGUCACACAUUACUACUAUACGAAAUAUGAGAAAUUCAAAACAGAUCACGUCAAAUUGGCAUUUGGUAAUACAACAAAAGGCAGGGGUGUAAAAAAAGAUGAUGACAUAUUCAUAGUAGAACGUGAUGGAGUAACAGAAUUGAAAAGAAAUAAUUUCGUACUGGCUCUGGUGAAGAUAAAACCUCCUCAAGAUGUUGUAUUUGGUUGUAUUCUUACAGUAGUCAAUCAGUUUUGGACUAUAACUGCAUCAAGUUGUAUUGAGUCUAUUGAAGAGGUGGAUUCCCUUGACUCUUUUGUGAUGAUGGAGAAGUUUGGAGAGAGGCAUGGGCCAGUCCACGCUGUGUCUGAUGUUAUGAUCCACCCGCUUUACCAGGGGACCAAUAAGAGUUAUGAUUUAGCAGCUCUAAAGUCAGAGGACAGGUUGAAUGGCAAUGUCGCGAAACUGGCGAGCAUACUUGACUAUUUGCUGAUCACAUUGGGAGAAAACCUGGAUAUUCUUGGUUUUGGAAAGUUUAGGAGCAUAGACAAGCACCCCCUAGCGCGCACCGUCCACAGCGUAACUGUUAAUAUUUUGCCGCUGAAACAGUGUGAGAGUGGAGACGAGAGCUGGGCGUUGCGGCACCUGGUCCCCGAGGGGGAGCUGGUGCGGCAGGGCUGCGGGGUGCGCCAGCUCUGCGCGGGGCUGCUGGCGGGGCGGAGCACCCCCUGCAACUACUGCGCUGGCACCCCUCUACUCAGGGGCCGGGUGGUCGUGGGCAUCAUGAGCGAUAACCAGCACUGCGGGCUCGCGUGUGAACCCAAUCUGUAUGUGAACGUCGCGGAGCUCAGGGAUUGGAUUGAUUCUGUGAUUAAAGUGGACUGAUGGAAAUAAAAUGUUUUGAUCAUG
This is a messenger RNA of Zerene cesonia (dogface butterfly), 1279 nucleotides long. RefSeq names its product thrombin-like enzyme contortrixobin. Gene Ontology annotation, biological process: proteolysis. The record is from RefSeq and is a predicted model, not a curated record. NCBI's taxonomy places the organism in Eukaryota, Metazoa, Arthropoda, Insecta, Lepidoptera, Pieridae. The coding region runs from base 92 to 1255 and encodes 387 amino acids. The transcript is spliced from 2 exons. Gene Ontology annotation, molecular function: serine-type endopeptidase activity.